Sardina pilchardus (European sardine) is the source of this 3213-nucleotide messenger RNA. It is a transcript of the gene rnf34a, whose product is annotated as ring finger protein 34a. Gene Ontology annotation, biological process: proteasome-mediated ubiquitin-dependent protein catabolic process; negative regulation of extrinsic apoptotic signaling pathway via death domain receptors; protein K48-linked ubiquitination. Gene Ontology annotation, cellular component: cytoplasm; plasma membrane. NCBI's taxonomy places the organism in Eukaryota, Metazoa, Chordata, Actinopteri, Clupeiformes, Clupeidae. The coding region runs from base 115 to 1302 and encodes 395 amino acids. Gene Ontology annotation, molecular function: ubiquitin protein ligase activity. The transcript has 8 exons. The record is from RefSeq and is a predicted model, not a curated record.
CGAGGAAGACGUAACGCUAGCUCGGUUGACGUAGUGGUGGUGGCCCGUGGUGCUCUUGCAAUGAUCACCACAUCUAUUUAUCUUGGUGAUUACAACUAGCCACUGGGAGUUGAUAUGAAGGCGGGGGCCUCAUCCAUGUGGGCAUCAUGCUGUGGUCUGUUGAAUGAGGUGAUGGGUACAGGUGCGGUCCGCGGGCAGCAGACGGGCUUCGGAACCGGCGCUGGGCCCUUCCGCUUCGCUCCCAGUGCCGGAUACUCCACGUAUCCCCCCAGCAGCUCAGGGAGCCCCAGCCUGGUGUGCAAGGCCUGCGGGCAGGCUUUCUCCGUCUUCAGAAGGAAGUACAUGUGCUGCGACUGCAAGAAGAGCUUCUGCUCGCUGUGCUCGGUGCUGCAGGAGAACCUGCGGCGGUGCGCCACCUGCGACCUGCUCCGGGCCACCGCCUUCCAGCGGCCGCUGCUGAUGCGGCUGCGCGUCAAGGACCUGCGCCAGUACCUGCUGCUGCGCAACAUCCCCACCGACACCUGCCGCGAGAAGGAGGACCUGGUGGACCUGGUGCUGUGCCACCAGGGCGCCGAGAGCGACGUCGAGGAGGAGGACGAGGAGCCCGACACGCCCACGCUGCAGUCUCGGCCGCUCUACGACCCGCCGCCGCCGCCACCGCCGCCGCCCCCCACGGCCCUGGAGCCCCCCGCCUCCGCCUCCCCUCCUCAGAUCUCCCCCGCCGCCACGUCUCAGGGAGAAGCCAUCAGCAGGAGCAACAGCUCAGGGUCCACCAAUCAGGACAUAGGUGAUGCCACCUCCCUGUCUCUCCUUAACCUGGAGCCGAGUGACCACACCCCUGAGGUGAGUCCGCAGACACGCCGGCGUGCGCGGGCCUCCCUCUCGGACCUGUCCUCGCUGGAGGACGUGGAGCGACUGACGGUGCGGCAGCUGAAGGAGAUCCUGGUGCGCAACUUUGUCAGCUUCUCGGGCUGCUGCGAGAAGUGGGAGCUGGUGGAACGCGUGCGCAGGCUCUACCGCGAGAACGAGGAGAACCGCAAGUCCAUGGAAAAUGUGAACAGUGCCAUCACUGCCGUGGUUGCCUAUCCCCCGCCAAUCUGCAAUGGUGGAAUCGGAGAUGCCGGGCAGUCUCAGCUGGUCACUGACGAGAACCUGUGCCGGAUCUGCAUGGACGCCGUGAUCGACUGCGUCCUCCUGGAGUGCGGACACAUGGUCACCUGCACCAAGUGCGGCAAGCGCAUGAGCGAGUGCCCCAUCUGCAGGCAGUACGUGGUGCGGGCCGUGCACGUCUUCAAGUCCUAACCCGCCCUGCAUCGGACCCAAGCAUUCCUAGGGAGGAGAAGCAGCAACAGCAACAACAACAGCAGCAACAACAACAACAACAACAACAACAACAACAACAACAAUACACUGAACGCACAAACUAACAAAAACAAACGCACUCAGCAAAACCACUACAUGCGCACAUGAACUGAACGUCUGCACCAUCCAACGUCCACUGGCAGGUUUAAACUCCUGAAGCUUCAGACCCUCCCGUGGCCCUGGUGGUGGGCCUGUAGAAAAGUCCUCAUCUGUGUUGGCUGAAGUGUCAUUUUUCUUCCAAAAAAAUCGAGAGGAUCUAGCCAGAGACUGAGAAGCUCCCGUCUCUCAGAAAUGGCAGCGAGACUUGUGGUUUGCAGUUUGCAGUGGUGUGGCACGAACAGUCAAAAGACGUCUUUGACAUUGUCCUCUGUGGGCUCUGGGUUAACACUCAGGAGAGUGAAGACCUUACCUGCCCCGGGGGGGGGGGACCUGUGUGCGUUUUUAUAGGUGGCCUCGCAUGUGUAACACUGUGUUAACUCUGCCAACGGUGGGGCUAGUCGUGAAACGUCUCUUACUCUGUUGUGUUUGUCCAUGAAACAGCGGGCAUGCAACACGUAACGUGAUUCAGGUACACCGGUUGGUUUCAAGGAUAUUCAUGCCCCGUGUAUGUGAAUUUAGGUUCUCUCUUCGGUGUCAGGCUCCUACGUUGUAUGUUUGUUUGUUUUUCUGCUUUCAGUUCAACCAUCUCACGGCAGUCUCGAGUUAAAAUGCGCUGGCAGAAAAGAUGUUGACAUUGCUAUUACCCAGACGUUGUGUAGCGUGUUGAAUGUGCGCUGUCUGGUUUGUGGUUGUGUGGAAGUGAUGGACCAGGGAACGUUUAGGAACAUUUUAGGGAGAGGGAUCGUUUUUAGCGACGACAGGGGUAAGGUCUAUCUGUGACUUUACUCAAGUGAAUUAGUCUUGUGCUCUAGGGCUGCAGAGGAAGGAGCACAGUGGGGAUAUCGUGCCAAAUCUCUGUGUGGUAGUGUCGUUGGUGGUGUGUGUGGAUGUGUGUAUGUAUGCGUGCGUGCACAGGAAACUGUCAUCACACACCAUUCUAGUCCAGCAUGUGUCCCAGCAGCAGUCAUUGAGCCAUCCUCUCCUCUCCUGUGCUGUACUGUAGUCCUGUCCUUGUCUGAAUGCUGGUGCUACAGUAGAUCCCUGACAUGCUCCCUCAGUGGCCGCAAACACGGAUACCGUUUCUCGUCAGAGCUCUUACUGCACUCCGUGUGAAGCCACUCGGGAUGUUUUGAUGUUUAUCUUUGUGCCGGGUCAGAUUUGACCUGGCUGGACCUUUUUUUCCUUUAUUUCUUUUUUUCUUUUUUUUUUUUGGAAAGCGUCUCCAUGUGUUCAUGCAGUUACUCACUCCACUCUGGUGUGGGCCCGGUCCAGCUCAUGAAGGCUCAACUCUCAACAAGAUGUUCCAGAUGUCGUAUCUGAUGAAGUGCUCAGAAACAUGAUGCUCUUGGAGGAGGGAAGCUUUAAUGGACACAAAAGCCGCUCUCAAAUGGCUUGUCACCAUCUCUACUGUAGAAACCUGUAAUGUGAGACGAUCUUAUGCCAGAUCGGUAUCCCAGUCCAAUGUCAUUAUUGUCGUGAUCCAGUUGAUACCGUCUCUCCCUAGGGUGUAACUAGACAUCAUGUUAUUCCAGGGACAGUCAUACACUACAGUCCUGAUAUUGGUGUCUGUUUUUUUUUAUUUUUUUUAAUUAUGUACCUAUGCCAUAUUUCAAGACCUAGAGCCUAGAGCCUAGACCAAGAGAUUGCCUGUUUUUUAUGCAUAGUCUAUCUUUCUGAUGCCAGCGUAUCUGUGGGGGACAGGUGGACGAGCAUUUGUUCUCCCAGGACAAAAAGAAAAAAAAAAAAAAGAAA